Vigna umbellata (rice bean) is the source of this 725-nucleotide messenger RNA. The record is from RefSeq and is a predicted model, not a curated record. NCBI's taxonomy places the organism in Eukaryota, Viridiplantae, Streptophyta, Magnoliopsida, Fabales, Fabaceae.
UAUUUUGUGGGAGCAAAAACGUGCGACAGAACAGUCCGGCUGAAUAUGUAUCUAGGGUAGGGAUAUGACACCUCCUUGAAGAAAGGAGAUUUAGCAGUAGAAUUCAAAGUCAACAGCAAAGAGCUAUAUAAUGGAACUCCAAAGCAAACCACCAUGCAUGUUUCCCCAGCUUCUUUUCUUUCAUUUUUCUCAUACAAAAUUAUCUGUUCUCUCUAUUUCCAGCAGCCGGAAUCAGAAUGAUGAAAGUUUCGCCGCAAAUAUCAAACUCGGAUGCAAGUACCAUGUCUGAGAAUGGUACAGAACUGAGUAUUGUUAUCCAUCACACGGAGGAUUCACAAUCACUGCCACUCGAAAGAAGUUUACCAGAGCCCGACAAAACGCAGAAAAGGCAAAUAUAUAUAACAGCAGCUUCUGGAAAUUGGAUUGAGGCUUCAUCCUAUUAUAAAAUUCAUCCUUAUUGGUGGCGAAUUCCAUUAAACGGUGUCGGAACAACAGCCAUACACGUUGCAGUGAGCAUGGAACAUACUACUUUUGUGAAAGAGUUGAUGCAUUGUAUGGACAAAGAAGAUUUGGAAAAUUACAAGGCAGAAGGGAACACGGCCUUUUGUUUGGCUGCGAUGACUGGAAAUGUGGAAAUUGCUAAAAUUCUGUUUUGCAAGAAUCCAUGGCUGCUGUGGAUUAGAGACCAAAACCAUAUGCUUCCAAUUGAAAUAGCAUCUUCUGCA